AUGUCUGCCGACACUUACCAGGCGACCUUGGUGCGAAGUGCCGGCAAGAACUUGGAUGAAGAUGCACCAGUUGCGGCUGCAAACAGGAUAUGGGAUGGUUCGCAGAUGCCUGAUCCGACGGAGGUUCAGGGCUUGCGAGUUGCGGAGCGGUACAGCAACAAGUUGAACGGCCUGGAUCCGAGCCAGGUCUACCAAGUGCCCCAGGAAGAUGAGCUGGAAGAGAGCCAGGAGACGAGCGAAGAAGAGGAUGCUUCUUGGCUGGAUUUCCGCUCCUUUGCUCGGCACACACUUUGCGAGGCUGCCAAGCAAGCCCUACGCACUCGGUGUAUGGUUGCAGCGAAACGAGCCUUUGAGGUUCUGGCUUGCCAGGCCUACGGCCUUUCUGUUCCAAUGGCAUCCUUUGAGUUUCUAUGCUGGCUGCAGAGUACGGAAGUGUGCAUGCGAGAGGAGAUGGUCUUCAAGGAGAAGCUCCCAGAGGAUCACGACGAGCGUGUGCAGCUCUACUUGCUGAGAAACCUGGAAAGCCGAUGGCCAUUCCCGGAGGAGCUGGGAACCUACAAGGCUAUUCGACAGCGGCUGGAAGCAGAGUCGCCCUUCUUCCAGAGACUGCAGUUGGACCAGCUGCCCUCGAUCGAAGAGAUUGUGCUCUCGCACUUACCGGCUUUGACUCUGGUAGUCACCCUGCAGUUCCGCUCCAACUACAUCUAUGCAGGGGCGGUUCUGAGCCCGGACGCGGGGGACCGGACGGAGCGUGCCAAGCAGCUGCAGCCGAUGGUCGCAAGGCACAUGGUACACCCUGCAGAGGUGCAGACCUCCAUCAAUCGGAUUUCCUCCACAAACAGUCAGAUUGAGAAGCAGCUCUUGUCAUCACCAGAGGUGGACCCCCAGUUGCGCGAAAACAUCCGGAUCAUCGUGGAGGAGCUCGACCAGCAUUUGAUGGAACCUCUCUCUCGUCGUUUGGAGGGGCACUUCUGGCAAUGUGGCCUUCAUGCGCGCGACUCAGGAUCUGCAGCAAGCGUGGUCCUUUUGGUGAGGGAUGGGUCGUCCACCGCAGCUCAUGUUGAAAACAUGGAUUUCUGGCAGCAGCAGUUUUGCAAAUGCACCAGUAUGUCGCGCCCCAACAAACGGGAGGGGCUGGACAUCAGCAGGUUUUGCAACGGCUCCAUCAUAUAA
Symbiodinium necroappetens is the source of this 1173-nucleotide messenger RNA. The record is from the annotation of a GenBank genome assembly. Lineage: Eukaryota; Dinophyceae; Suessiales; Symbiodiniaceae.